UUGAGGCCUCCCAACUGUUGAUUACUUGUUUUAGCUGGCUUUUUUGUAGUCCACAACCGGGUUGGGGUCUAAUAAAGGGCGUUUUCGUUGCCUUUUUCGCCAGCUUCUCCUCCUUCUCAUUGCUCUCAAUGUCUCUGUGACCUGGAACCCACCAUAGAGUAACAUCAUUGCCCCUAACGAGUUCUCUCAGGUUGCUGGUACACUCUGAUCAGUGCGAAGUCACAGGUGUAGGCCUGGAUUUGCCUUUAGGGCGGCUCGACUGUCUGAAAAUAUUUAUGGACUAACACUAGACCUAGUGACAGUGCUUAGUAGUGCUAACUAGGCACGACAAAGCGCUAGGUUGUGUGUAUUGCUAUUGAACUAAAACUAGAACUAACUCUAGAACUAGAAUAGGGCUAAGCUCGAAUGUAUCAUAUAUACAGGGUGUUUCAUAAUACACCUAAUUCUGUUUUUACGCGAAUUUGAUAUAACGCGAUUAAUAAAAUAUAUUUUAUUCUUUUUUUACGCGAUUUAAUUUGAUUUAACGCGACGCAAGAAAUUUGAAUCUAGAAUAAUUUUGGAACUAAAAUUUCGUGUACGUGCAAGUAUGUGAAUGCGCUUGAAAGGUAUAUGAUUGUGCGAGAAUCGAUACCCCCUGAUUGCGCGAGCGCAUCAAUAGUUACAGGGGAUUUCCCUAAUUUUAUAUCAUCUCACAUCUGUUUUGGUUAAAAUAAUUACGAGUUUACAGUUUGGCUUCAAUGUUUAAGCGAUCUAAUCACAAUGUCAGCUACAAAACAAACAAAAAGAAAAGCUAUUUCUUUGGAAGUUAAAAUCAACAUUUUAGAUAAUUUAGCUAAUGGAGAUAGUGCCACCACUGUAGGGCAACGUUUCGGUUUAAGAGAAUCCACCGUAAGAACUAUAAAAAAAAAUGAGGACGCGAUUAGAAAAUCUGUAAUUGCUGGGACAAAAUUAAGUGCUCAUACAACAUCAUACACAAGAGACAUUGUGAAGCAAAAAAUGGAAAAGGCUCUUGUAAUAUGGAUGGAGGAUAUGUCUCAAAAACGAAUACCGGUUGACGGAAAUAACAUCAAGCAAAUGGCAUUAAAGAUUUACAACCAAAUUAAAGAAGCGGAACCACAAACAUCAGGCGAGAAAAGAAGAAAAUUUGAAUUUUCUGCUAGUACGGGAUGGAUGAAUGGUUUUCUACAACGACACGCGUUACAUAAUAUAAAGAUAAAGGAUGAAAUUGCAUCUGCAGAUGAUGUAGCAGCUAAAGAAUUUCCAGCAAAACUGGCUAAAAUAAUUGAAAAAGGUGGUUACACUCCAGAUCAGGUAUGGAAUGCGGACGAAACAGGCCUUUUCUGGAAGCGUAUGCCAAAUAGAACAUACGUAGCUAAAUCCCAGAAAACUGCCAGUGGGUUCAAGGCGGCCAAAGAUCGCGUAACCUUUUUAUUUUGCUCUAAUGCGUCUGGAGAUCGAAUGUUAAAACCCUUGCUUGUUAAUCGAGCUCUAAAACCACGGUCUAUGAAAGGUGUAAAUUUAGAUACCUUAUCAGUACACUGGACAGCUAAUAAAAAAGCCUGGGUAACUAGAGAAAUUUUUAAUGAAUGGUUUGUCAAACAUUUUAUCCCAGAAGUGCGUCGCUAUAUGAGCGAUAAAAGUCUUGAAUUUAAGGUUCUUCUGAUUAUAGAUAACGCACCUGGCCACCCACACAUAGAGCACCCGAAUGUUGAAUUUUGUUUUCUUCCUCCAAAUACUACUUCCUUGAUACAGCCGUUGGACCAAGGAAUUAUUGCAACCUUUAAGACCUAUUACGUAAAGCAAACAUUUCGAUACAUUUUAGAUAAAUUAACAAAUAAUAAAAAUGUAACGGUCAUUGACGCGUGGAAGAACUUUACAAUAAAUGACUGCAUCAAACAUGCUGGAUUAGCACUAUCCGAAUUGAAACCAUCAACUUUGAACGCAUGUUGGAGAUCUCUUUGGCCAGAAUGUGUAAAAAAUAAAGAUCAUGUGCCUUCUAAUAUGGAUCAAUACCCUAACAUCACAGCCUUAGCUCAUGAAAUAGGCGGAGAAGGAUUUGCUGAUAUAUCGUCUGCAGAUAUCGAUGAAUUACUAGAGGAUAAAGCACUUACUGAUGAUGAAAUCAUUAGUUUAGCGCUUGAGAUUCCCGAUGAUAAAGAAUGCAGUGAAAUUGACGAAGAGAUUCCUACCCUUACCGCAGAUGUAAUCAAAGAAGGACUACAACUCGCUGCUAAAUUAUGCGAUCAUUUUCAAAAGCAUGAUCCUAUUGAAGAAAGAUCUACAAAAUUUCAACGAGACAUUAAAUUAUUAAUGGGCAGUUAUCGUGAAUUGUAUAACAGCCUUAUCAAACCUGGAACACAACGAUCGAUAACAGAAUUUGUGACUAGAACCACUAACGCGGCAGCACAGCUUGAGAAGGAAAGCGCAUCGAAAAGUGAUAGCAAUUAGAAAUUAAUUUUCGUUUUUUUCACUAAAUAAUGAUUUUUUCUUUACUUUUAUUUUAUUAUUAUUUCAACUUAUGAAUUAUUUAUUAUUUUUAAAUAAGUUUUAUUAAAUAAAAGCACAUUAAAGUAAUCGAAUUUAUCUUUCUUAAUCAUAACAUUUUAACCGAUUCUUCAAAUGUGGGAACCUAUCCCGUAUUUUUACAUAAAUACCGUAUCUUUUUUUACGCGAAUUUAUUGGGAACGUAUCUGUCGCGUAAAAACAGAAUUAAGUGUACUAUCUUCAUAUACUCUACUACCUCCUGUCAAAAUAACAAUUUGUACCUGCAAAAAGUAAACUUGUAUUACAAAAUUAAAAAUGAAUUACACAAACGCUGAAAUAUGCAAAACGUUUACGGAAUGGCAUGCGGUAAUUCGGCAGAAGUAAGGCGAUUGUAUCAAGAAAGACAUCCUGAUCGCCCAGUACCACACCAUAACUUGUUUCUACGCAUUCACCAACAACUAUGGGAAAAUGGAAGUUUUAAAAGGAGUACUGCUGAUAAUGGGGGGCCUAUGGAAGUUGCAAAUCUCCAAGUAGAAGAGGUUGUCCUCAACGAAAUUGAUGAAAAUCCGACUACAAGUACCAGAAAAAUUGCUCACAACUUAAACCUAUCUCACUCGAUGGUUUGGAGAAUUUUGAAAAGGCAACUUUUGUAUCCCUACCAUAUGCAAAGAGUACAAGCGUUAUUGCCAAGAGAUUUUCCUCCAAGAUUGGCUUUUUGUACAAGACAAAAUAGCUCAAAAUCCUGAGUUUGGAGCCGAAGUUCUGUUUAACGAUGAAACAUCUUUCUCGAAGGUUGAUAUUUUCAAUUUUCACAAUAACCACAUAUGGGCAGAAGAAAAUCUACAUGAAAUUGCAGAAGGCCAUCCUCAGCAACAAUUUUCCGUAAAUGUUUGGGCUGCCAUCGUCGGUGAUCAUUUGAUAGGCCCACAUUUUUUACCGAACAGAUUAAUGGGUCCAGAUUAUCGACAAUUUCUAGAAGAAGUAUUGCUGCUUCAAGUAAGACAAAACAUGUAUGUAAUUUAUGCAUGAUAGAGCACCGGCCCCCUUUAGUUUGGUUGCUCGCCAAUACUUGGACGACGAAUACCCAGACCGUUGGAUCGGUCGAGCCCGAAUAUUUCUAUUUCUAGGCAUAGUGUGAGUUCUAGUUUUACACUUGCACUGUCACUAGAACUAACAUUAGAUGUAGAACAAGAAACAUUCGGAUUUUGCCGUACGUCUGAGGAUUAAACAGUUUUGUAGGGACAGAAAGGUGCAUCCAAGCUAACAAGAAGAAAUCAUUCAUUGCUACAUCGUCAAAUUUCUAAGGAUUCUACCGUAAGUGGUGUGGCAUUGGCUACAACAAUCUUGAACAGGUCUUUAGUGUUCAUGUUAACUUUCAACGGCAUGAAAUUAUAUUAAAAACUUGAUUUUAAAAGUCGGUAUAUUGUUAAAAAAUCAUUGAUAAGUAUGCCAAAAUAAGGAUUUUUACUUCUGGAGAAUGGUAAUUUUCACAGAUGAGACUCUAUAUAAAAAUAUCGACUGGACGAGUAAGAAUUUGGUGAGAGAAAAACAUCCACAUAAUCUGAUAACUAUGUUCAAGCAUAGUGGAAGUUUGGUGAUGAUGAAUUUACGUUUAAUUUUAUUUUAUUGACUACGAAGGGGUAUGAAUAUUUUGAAAAAGGAAAAUUGAGCAUUGUGCAGAAAAUAUAUGUGAUACAUUGGAUUCCAAACCACCGAAGAGAAAGAGAGAAUACUAUUAAUAUAUGCUAUAUAAGUAGAUUUUAUGCAAUCAAGAUUUGAAAAGACAUAAGUAGUUCUUAGAAUAAACCCCAAUUGGUUCAGAGCUUUCCGAAACAUGUGAUCUGAAUGAAAAAAGCAGUUAGCGAAAUUUUAAAUGAGCAAAACCAUUUCUCUGUAGUACUCUUAAUUUUGCUGUGAAAAACGGUAUAGAAAAAGAUGGAAUUGAUUUAGGAGAUACUACGCGCUAAUUAUAAUCAGUUAUUGCAAGUAAUAAAUAAAUGCCGCGCGAUUGUUUCACAUUUUAAACAUAACACAAAAUCUUCAUAUGCUUUGGCCCUCAUGCAGAAGCAAAUGAAUUUGGAUGUAAUCAAAUUAAAGCACUCGCUGUAUCAGUACCUACUUCUCAUAUGCUCGAACGCCUAUUAAAGCUCAAGGUUCCGUUUUCUGCUACUUUACCGACACUGGUAUCACCUCCACCGAAUCUAGAUUCUGAAGAGUAGUUAUUUGCUGAAAACGUAGUGUUAUCCAAGGAAAAGUAUCCAUCGCUAUCAUCUGUUAUAGCAUUUGUAUUCGGUGUACGACAUACCAUAAAUAGCAAAACUCCAGUGACAUAAACAGGCAAGCACUUACAAAGAACUCUUACUGUUAUAAUAAAGACGCGACUUGGGGUUUAUGAGAUUAAUAGAACAGUAGCAAAAGCUACUAUUCUUGAUCCACGAUAUAAAUUUAGUUCAGAAAGCAACAAAGACAGUUUAAAACACAGAAGUUGUGGAAAUAAUAAAUUUGUUUGAUAUUAAAAUGUCAAAUUUGAUAGUUUAAA
Messenger RNA from Onthophagus taurus, 5023 nucleotides. The record is from RefSeq and is a predicted model, not a curated record. NCBI's taxonomy places the organism in Eukaryota, Metazoa, Arthropoda, Insecta, Coleoptera, Scarabaeidae.